ACAGGUAGACGCCACCCACACUAUAGUUCCCUCCGACCCAGCUAGUGUCUCUCAGUUCAGUAACCUACGGUGAGAGAAGAAUACGUGUGGGCUUGAUGCUGCUGCUGCUGCUACCCCUUGAUAACCACAGAUCUUGUCGUGUGAGUGGUGAGGAUGGCUGGUACCUGGGUCCUCCUCCUCCUUCUUGUGCCUCUGGUCGACCAUGUCAUCGGAGACUCGACCCUUCACCCACCCAACACCUCCUCUAGCCUCAUCACAUCUCUCCGUAUCUCUCUAGUCUCUGCCCUUCGAGAUCUCCCCGCGACCACAGACACGACGACCCCACUGUACAUCCCAAGUCCCACUCCUUAUCCAGUCACUGAUGUACCCGACUGUAAGUCUUGGAUCCACCCUGAUGUGCUGCGCAAUAUUCCCGAUGUAGUGGCGAGGUUGCCCCUGGUGGUGAGUAUGGCAAGCGUGGACUACUACACAAACAUCUCCCUCGUCAUGGUCAGCGCGACAGGUUCACUCCUUGCCUGUGUUACGCUGGUUCCCAGAGGAGGCCUCACUGUCGUAGAGGUGUAUGCUGGUCACUGCCAGAACGGAGAGGCUGUCAGGCGCACGACUUGGCCAUCUUCGGUUUUAUUUGAUAAUAAUACGUGGCCGCCAUCAUUAAGGUCUCAUGGCGGCAGCAGAGAAUAUUUCCACAUAGACGUUCAACCUGGAGAGUCAAAGACAUCUGUCGCCCUGGCACCAAAUGGCGAUCGGAAAGACAGUAUUAGUGUGAGUCUUAAUGGAGAGGCAGAGUUCCUUUAUAUUUUCGGGUACAAUAUUGAGCUGGCCAUUUCCAUGGUGUCCUUCCACGGUGGUUGUCUCACCACCAAGUGCAUGCAGUUAGCCGAGUCCGUCGGCUGGAACCAAACUGUUUACUUCCUGCCUGAUGUAAACGCCACUGAAGUCAGACUAACAAUAGAUUAUUGUUUAUUUUUUGAAAGUAAACACCUGCCUGUGACGCCUGCACACCGUCACUGGCACAGCCUGACCUUCGGUGACAACUUAACGUCCGAGGGAUAUCUCUUUAGGAGGAAAGUGUUUGUGGACGGUGAGGAGGUAAUGGACCUAAACAUCAGCACCACUCAGCCGCCCUGGAUGGCGCGCAGGGUCAGCUGGUGUCCGCUCAACGAAGCCAAAAUGGAGAUGGAAAAGGCUAUCUGGACCCUGGAGUGUGACCCAACUAGCACCGCUCCCUCCCUCCCACACCUCCCCCUCCUGCUGCUGUUUCUGAUCCCAACAUUUAUUUAGAAGUCUUGUUAACCAAACACACACAGGUACUGAUACUGAAACAGUUUAUUUAGCCAGAAAAAUACAGAUACAAGAUGAACAAUAACAUCAAUACUGACAUGGCUGAACCAAGCGGGUGGUAUUACUGUGCCAAUCAUAAGAUAAUAAUUUUAAAAAGUGUUAGACCUGUUAUAUGUAUUGAAUUAUAUAUUUUAUUAUAACUUUACCCCAUUGUUGUGAACACCCAGAUCAGUGUUACCAUCACAAGAAGGAUAUACAAUCAGUAUUACCAAAGUUCAACAGAAGAUGAGUGUUACGUGUCAACCACCUCAGUCUUGCUUUACAGAUGAUAUAACGCUCUUACAGUAUUACUUUACGGAUAAUAUUUACCCGUAAUAAAGAAACAGUAAUAUAAGUACAGUUCAUAAUAUUACAGACUAUCAUUAGUGUCGUAAGACUUCCCAAGCCUUACAUGAGA
Molecule: messenger RNA, 1738 nt
Organism: Homarus americanus (American lobster)
Lineage: Eukaryota; Metazoa; Arthropoda; Malacostraca; Decapoda; Nephropidae
Exons: 2
Coding region: 154-1281 (375 amino acids)
Source: RefSeq, a predicted model, not a curated record